Prunus persica (peach) is the source of this 655-nucleotide messenger RNA. Its product is annotated as protein DETOXIFICATION 45, chloroplastic. Gene Ontology annotation, cellular component: chloroplast. The transcript has 4 exons. Bases 220 to 570 code for a protein of 116 amino acids. Lineage: Eukaryota; Viridiplantae; Streptophyta; Magnoliopsida; Rosales; Rosaceae. The record is from RefSeq and is a predicted model, not a curated record.
UCGUUUUCUGAUUGAGCAGUGCAUGUAUCUGGACAGUGUGUGUCUUAAUGUUUCAUUUUGUCUUUGUGAUGCUAGUUAAACCUCGAGAUAAUUCUCUCUUGUCUUCCUUUUCAAAGUUCUUUCCCUAAUUGCUUUUGUUUUCAACUCUGGGAUGAUACAGGUGGUUUUCUUCUUGGAACAACUCUUGCUGUUCUUACUACCUUGACAUUGGGAACAUCAAUGGCUGGUCGUCAAGGUCCAGUAGCUAUGGCUGCUCAUCAGAUAUGUAUACAAGUUUGGUUGGCUGUAUCCCUUCUAACUGAUGCAAUGGCUGCAUCUGGUCAGGCCCUGAUUGCUACUUAUUUAUGUAAAGGUGAAUACAAAAUUGUGAAAGAAGUUGCUGACUCCGUGUUAAAGGGUCUAAAAGAAAUGGUUGAGUGUUUGUCUGGAACUUUGACUAAGUCAACUGAUGCUAUUGGGCAAGACGAUAUUGAAGGUCCAGGAAUGAAACCAACAAACCUCCUGAGUCAUUCAGGUCAAAAAAUCUCCAACCCACUUUGGAAUGGCAGAACAAGUGUUAGAAGGCCAUAAAGAAAUAGCCACAAGUUCUGAUACAUGUACAUAAAAAGUGUGAAGUUCAAACCUACAGACAACAAGGGAAGAAGGAAGCUCUGUC